Messenger RNA from Rhinopithecus roxellana (golden snub-nosed monkey), 533 nucleotides. Its product is annotated as 60S ribosomal protein L29. Gene Ontology annotation, biological process: cytoplasmic translation. Gene Ontology annotation, molecular function: structural constituent of ribosome. The record is from RefSeq and is a predicted model, not a curated record. Gene Ontology annotation, cellular component: ribosome; cytosolic large ribosomal subunit. NCBI's taxonomy places the organism in Eukaryota, Metazoa, Chordata, Mammalia, Primates, Cercopithecidae.
CGCGGCUAAAGGUGCAGACAUGGCCAAGUCCAAGAACCACACCACACACAACCAGUCCCGAAAAUGGCACAGAAAUGGUAUCAAGAAACCCCGAUCACAAAGAUACGAAUCUCUUAAGGGGGUGGACCCCAUCCUUAGGAACAUGCGCUUUACCAAGAAGCACAACAAGAAGGGCCUAAAGAAGAUGCAGGCCAACAAUGCCAAGGCCAUGAGUGCACGUGCCGAGGCUGUCAAGGCCCUCGUAAAGCCCAAGGAGGUUAAGCCCAAGAUCCCAAAGGGUGUCAGCCGCAAGCUUGAUCAACUUGCCUACAUUGCCCACCCCAAGCUUGGGAAGCGUGCUCAUGCUCGCAUUGCCAAGGGGCUCCGGCUGUGCCGGCCAAAGGCCAAGGCCAAGGAUCAAACCAAGGCUCAGGCUGCAGCUCCAGCUUCAAUUCCAGCUCAGGCUCCCAAAGGUGCCCAGGCCACUACAAAGGCUACAGAGUAGGUAUCUCUGUGUGCCAACGUGAGGACAGAAGGACUGGUGCGACCCCCCA